Messenger RNA from Gossypium raimondii (Peruvian cotton), 1915 nucleotides. Its product is annotated as serine/threonine-protein phosphatase 7 long form homolog. The coding region runs from base 1 to 1353 and encodes 450 amino acids. The transcript is spliced from 4 exons. Lineage: Eukaryota; Viridiplantae; Streptophyta; Magnoliopsida; Malvales; Malvaceae. Gene Ontology annotation, biological process: meristem maintenance; meristem development. The record is from RefSeq and is a predicted model, not a curated record.
AUGAAAAUGUUUGUAGAUCGGAUAUUGGAAUUCUAUAUCCGGAAUAUACAUGGUCCUCCAUCACCGUUGGUAGAGAAUUACCUGCGGGAAGCGAGUUUUUGGCACGUGGCGACGGUAGGCCGGGGAUACAAGUUGGACCCGAAACUUAUCAGUACGUUGAUCGAGAGGUGGAGACCCGAGACGCACACAUUCCAUCUUCCAUGUGGAGAGCGCACUAUCACUUUGAAAGAUGUAAAUCUGCAAUUGGGAUUGCCGGUGGACGGGUACCCAAUCACUAGGUCUGUUCAAUCUGGCGAUUGGGGAGCGGUGGGCUACGUGCUUUUGGGCGCUAUUUCGGAGAAAAUUAACGGAGGUCGAAUCGAGAUGGGCUGGCUACGAGACACAUUCCCGGAGUCGGAUGAUGAUUCAACUGAAGUAGAAAGAAUUCGAUAUGAUUGGGCAUACAUUCUUCAUAUAAUUAGAGGUUAUCUGAUGCCGGACUUGUCACGGAACCUCGUACAUCUAAGAUGGCUGCUGAAACUCGUUGAUUUUAGAGCAGCUGGUGAAUUGUGUUGGGGGUCUGCCGUCUUGGCAACAUUAUAUCGGGAGAUGUGCGGGGCGACGCGACCAAGUAAAGCGAAAAUCAGAGGUUGCUUGUCGCUACUGCAGCCAUGGGCACGAUUUUGCUUUCCAUUUGUACGUCCUCGAGUGGACCACCCAUAUACAUUCCCACUCAUAACGAGGUGGAACCAUCCGACAAGUUAUGCUCGAUUACCUACCUCUCUUGAAGAUAUACAGCUUCUAUUAGACCAACAGUCGGAAGCACAUUUUCAAUGGACACCAUACGAGGAUCCGGCAAUUCGGGCAGUAAUUCCGGAUGAGUUCUUCCAAAAUCGAAACGCUUGGCACGCAAAAGUCGCGUUGAUCAGCUAUGCGACCGUGGAGAUGCACCAGUCAGACAGAAUGUUACCGCAAUUUGAAUGUAGACAACCGAUUCCCGUGGCACCUGAGGUGCUUGAUGAUCACCAUAAAAUUGACCUACGGCAAUUGCAUACGGAUUGGCCGAGAUUCUGGUCCUACUACAUCCAAAUGUGGGAAGAUCGGUAUGAUUAUAUGCAUAUUCUGGAACCGAAUAUCGUUCCGGAGUUAGCGUGCGUGCCGGAAUACAUGCCAUGGUUUAGGAUCCAUGGCAAGUCGUAUUUACUGUUGGUAGAGGAGAGGCAGCGGCAAUUACGUGUCCAAAGAGAACGACGUGGGCCUUUAAAUCCAAGACGAAGGGACGACGACACAAGCAUAUCAACGAGGCCCAAACAUUCACCCGGCCCAUCAUCAGCGGUCGUUCAAUCACCAGGCCCAGCGAGAGCACCGACAUAGUCACCCGACCCAGUAGUUCAAGGAACGAUACCCACGGCACAGCCUUUUCCGAUGAUGCCAGAUGCGUAUCCUAGCCCUUUUAUGUAUCCUAACCCUUAUAUGUUUCCUUUCUCGAGUCCUAUGGCAGGUUGGAGCAUAUGGCCCGGUUCAUCUCCAUUUUCUAUUAUGCCGAGUAGACCACUGAUGUAUAGGCCAGCGUCGCAUGAGGGAUUGCAAGAGGGGCCGUCGGGGAGCUCUUCUUUUUACCAAUCCCCAUCACCGUAUGGGUUUCAAACACCGUCGUCGUUGGUGAUGCAAACACCUCCACAUUCACUAAUCUAUCAAGGUGGCUCAUCGUCCCAACACCGACAACCAGAUGCCUUACCGGAGGAACCAAAAUCCCUACCGGAGCAAUCAUAACCCCUGCCGGAAGCUGGACAAAGGAGGAAUCCAGCGCGUAACCGUCGACGGCAUCCAUGAGGCACAGAAUCCGGCGAGCACGGAGAUUGAUUUGUAUUUAAAUAUAUUUGUACAAACAUUUUGAAUAUUUUGAUAUUAUUUGAUGUAAUAAAAUAGAAAUUUA